AUGUCACUCUCCACCACUCUAGCCCACCCUUCCGAGACCCAAGUCGACAAAGGGUCAUCAUUGCUGCAACAGGCACUUGCCUACAGCCUCGAGAGCGGCAGCAAGUACGCCGUUAUGUGCAAUGAGUCCGAUUGCAUGCUCAUUUCCUUCCAACAACCCGAGGCCUCGCCCAACCAAAACACCAACUGCAACCCUUCCGAUCAUUUGCAUGUCACCGUCGUCAAGAACAAGGAGGACCUGCCUCCUGCUCUUACCGGAUUCCUGGCGGGUGCUAUGCAGAUGGAGACCGCUCAGGUCACCUCCACCCCUUCCAAGCUUUGA
This is a messenger RNA of Colletotrichum gloeosporioides, 321 nucleotides long. RefSeq lists its product as uncharacterized. NCBI's taxonomy places the organism in Eukaryota, Fungi, Ascomycota, Sordariomycetes, Glomerellales, Glomerellaceae. The record is from RefSeq and is a predicted model, not a curated record. The transcript has a single exon. The coding region runs from base 1 to 321 and encodes 106 amino acids.